Messenger RNA from Synchiropus splendidus (mandarinfish), 1021 nucleotides. RefSeq names its product STARD3 N-terminal like (gene stard3nl). Bases 231 to 908 code for a protein of 225 amino acids. The transcript has 9 exons. The record is from RefSeq and is a predicted model, not a curated record. NCBI's taxonomy places the organism in Eukaryota, Metazoa, Chordata, Actinopteri, Syngnathiformes, Callionymidae.
AAGUCCCAGACGCCUUUGCGGUAGCCACUUCCGAUCCCGAGACUGCUGGAGCAGCUUCACUUUCGCACCUGCAGACUUCAACAUUCAGAUUCUGGGCUGGUUCGUCCUCACUGGACUCGGACAGAGCGUGGUAUCGGUGGUGCGUUCAUGCUCCUUCUGGACCAGUUGGUGUCGCACAGUCUGUGAUGCUCAAGUCUCCUGCGAGUCUCCGCUGAUGGCGCCACUCUAACAUGGCGAGUCGAUGCAGUAGCAGCGCCGACUCGCGGCUCACCGGCAGGGGAGUCGCCGGCACGACGCCCAUCUCUGUCCGGGCCGAGUCCUACGACUUCGGGGAGAAGAAGUGCAUCUCAGACGUGAGGAGGACCUUCUGCCUCUUCGUCACCUUUGACCUCCUGUUUGUGAGCUUGCUCUGGAUCAUCGAGCUCAACGUGAACGGAGGGAUUCCCACACAGCUGGACAAAGAAGUGCUGCACUAUGACUACCAUGCCUCCUUCUUUGACAUCUUUCUCCUGGCGGUGUUCAGAUUCGCCGUCCUCAUCUUGGCCUACGCCGUCUGCAGGCUUCACCACUGGUGGGCCAUCGCGAUGACUACGGCGGUCAGCUGCGCCUUCCUCAUCGUCAAAGUCAUUUUAUCAAAGCUGCUCUCUCAAGGGGCCUUCGGCUACCUGCUGCCCAUCAUCUCCUUCGUGCUGGCCUGGAUCGAGACCUGGCUGCUGGACUUCAAGGUUCUGCCUCAGGAGGCCGAGGAGGAAAACAGAUAUCGGUCAUUGCUGGACGCCGCUGAGCGAGCGCCUCUCAUGUACGCCGGCCCACUUUCAGACGGACAGUUUUACUCACCGCCAGAGUCCGUCGCAGACUCUGAUGAGGACCUGGACAUCAAACUGGACCCAGACAAGGUGCUGGUCUGACCCGACAGCCUCACAGCCUCCUCCCUUUUGUCCUCUUUCUCAGCAGGGGGCGCUCUCCUCCUCAUCUCUGGCCAGUUUUAUGAUUCCCACUUGCUAAAAUAAAAGCUGCUUCA